Messenger RNA from Nezara viridula (southern green stink bug), 507 nucleotides. The record is from the annotation of a GenBank genome assembly. NCBI's taxonomy places the organism in Eukaryota, Metazoa, Arthropoda, Insecta, Hemiptera, Pentatomidae.
AUGUCAAUGGAUAAGACCCUAGGUCUAAAGAGGUUGAAAAAGAAAACCAUCAAAAGCAUUGCUCUGGCUGUUAUUAUUUUGAGUUUGAUCCUAGUUGUCUAUCAGUUAGUUCUUGUCAAGAUGAUUGAAGAGUACAGUAGGAAAAGCAUCUUCGAUCAUGAUACCUUGAAGGUGGAAAAGUUUUUGAGUCCUUCGCAGAGCGAAAGAGGAUUCAUAUGUCAUUCCUCUGGUGUGAUGAUUUCUAUUUCAAAAUUAAAUGAUGAUUAUUGUGAUUGCCCUGAUGGAAGUGAUGAACCACAGACCGAUGCCUGCCCGAACAGUGAGUUUCAGUGUCACGACCGACAACAUUUAGUGAGAAUCCCAUCAGGUCGAGUGAACGAUGGGAUUUGUGAUUGCUGUGAUGGAUCCGAUGAAUGGAAGAGAGAAUCUUCUAUUAAACAAAGUAUUGAAGUUCAGAAAAAGACUGGAGUGUUUCAUAGUCCAUGCCCAAACACAUGCUCUAAGUGA